Rhea pennata is the source of this 1118-nucleotide messenger RNA. RefSeq names its product cytochrome c oxidase subunit 7A-related protein, mitochondrial (gene COX7A2L). Bases 86 to 436 code for a protein of 116 amino acids. NCBI's taxonomy places the organism in Eukaryota, Metazoa, Chordata, Aves, Rheiformes, Rheidae. The transcript has 3 exons. The record is from RefSeq and is a predicted model, not a curated record. Gene Ontology annotation, biological process: mitochondrial respirasome assembly; mitochondrial electron transport, cytochrome c to oxygen; regulation of oxidative phosphorylation.
GAAGCCGGCUGGGGUCCUUCUGCGUGAGGCGUCGCAGGCGGGCGCCGGUGGGCCGUUAGGUGCGCGCGUGCCGGCGGCGGCCACCAUGUAUUACAAGUUCAACGGUUUCACGCAGAGGCUGGUCGGGGCCGCGGCGUCCGCCGCCUACAACCCCCAGGGACUCAAACCAAUAGUAUCCACUGAAUCCCCAGCUUUGAUUUUUGGGACAACAACUAAACUUGCUUCAGAUUUACCAGCAGCUGGUUCUUUCUUGGGUAAAAACAAGGUGCCAGACCUACAGAAACUUUUUCAGAAAGCAGAUGGACUGCCAGUACACCUGAAACGGGGAGUUCCAGAUAAGCUGCUUUAUCGGACCACUAUGGCUCUAACAAUAGGCGGGACUAUCUACUGUCUAGUAGCACUGUACAUGGCCUCACAACCAAGAAACCAAAAGUAAAUGAACUAAUGGGACUAAUGGUAUUUCUCUGAAGGACCUCCUGCAUGUAUCUCUCUCCACUUGCUUUUUAAUCCUGCAAUCAUAUAGGGUGUGUUAUUCAGAUCAAAUGUGUUUGAGAAAGUAUUUUUAAAUUGGUUGCCUUAUGUAUUCUGAAAAUCAUAAAAACAAGGACUUAAAGCAGUCGUUGUAUUGUAUGGUUGUUGCCUUGCAUUUGUUCUUGUGCAGGAGUGCAUAAACAGUUGGAGAAAGUUUACUUUUCUUCCUUCCCUUCUUCCACACUGUGGAAGACACACAGAUAAGACAGGAGAAAUACACUUUUUAGACAAUAUUCCAUGCCACUUGGUGGGGAGAUGCUAUCAGUUUCAAAAACAGCAAAGCAAAUGAUUUAAUUAGUACUUGACACCAAGAAUAUGUUCCUAUCAUAAACAGCUUGUUUUACAUAAGCAGGUGGCAAUAGAACUUUUCCAAAUGCUGGUAUAUCAUUAAGUAUUUGUACCUUUAGUAAUCAAUAGGACAAAGGGCUUAUCUCCUUGGAUUAUUCAAGCUGGGUUUUUCCAUAAUGUAAACAUCAAUGUAUACAGCAGAAUGCAGCAAUACUGUAGCAUCAGUUAUACCAGUUUUUGGACUAUUACUUGUCAAACUCUCAUAUUGUGCAAUAAAGCUAACUGCAUGAAUAAUAAAA